AUGACCAACCCGUCACAGGCAACCUUCCGCACCCACCUCACCUCGCUUUCCUUUCACACCCAUUUGCGCCGGCUCUCGUCAUCGUCGUCUCAGUCGUCGCCGAGCCGUAGUGAUGCCAAAUCCGUUGCAGCGGCCAAGGUACCAUCCACCUCGAGCCCAAGUACUGUGCCCAAGGCGACGAACGGCAAGAUGGAUCCCAAGACGCCCCACAUCUUGUCCUUUUCGAACCGCAUCUCGCUCUCGGUCCGCACGCCGUCCUAUCACUUCAAGUCGUACGGCUUGUUCUCGGUCGUGGUCAUGCCUUUGUCACCACUCCCUCCCACAAAUACGUCCAAUACAUCCACCUCCGCAAACGUUCGAUCCCCGAGCGCAGUAACGACCGCGACUGCGACCACCCCGGCCCAUUCUUCUACUUGUCGCAGGAAGAAGGGUCCCGUGACACCGGCAACUGGAAUCGGUGCUCCAUCUACAGAUCUUGAUAUCCUACGAGCGGACGUGUGGAUCGGUGCAUUCGGUCGCUGGUUCGCUUGGAAGUGGGAUGCACCGACCGGGAUAACACCUGCCGAAGUCACCGAGGAUGAUGAGCGGAGGGCACGAGUCAGUCGAAGCGUCAUCAAGAUCACGACCGAGGAUGCCCCUUCCAAACGUGAGUUGUGUUGAAGGGAAGUGUCGGAUCUACAAAGCGAUCCCUGAUCGUGUGUGCUCUCUGCUUGGCAGGUUCAUCCAAGGUCCCGAAGCCUUUGACACUUUCCACCAAUUCCGCCGCGACCUCGUCCACAUCUGAUGACCCCGCCAAUUCGACAGAACCACCUACUUCUCCUACGACCCGAGUCGGCAGAAGCUCCCGUCCCGCCAAACGACCCUUGCGAGGGAUGCAGCGACGGACCUCGCCCAAUUCGCUUGCACGUCUGCGAUCUCAAGUAGAGAGCAACGCUGCUGCGGCUGCCGCGGCUGCGAGUGCUGCACAGGGUCCGGAUAAAACAAGCAAGGUUUCAAAAGACGAAGUCAAGAAGGUCGCAGUAGGGUCCACGGUGACAAAGGACGAGGAGCGUUUGAGAGUGAACAAGGAUGGUCCUACGACACAAGAAGAUGUGGCCAAAACCACCACGACCCCGGAUCGAUCCAAUACCACGCCGACCGGUCGGACGAGCGGUUCGAGCGAAGAUCGGGUCGUGCAGGAGCUUCAGCUACAAGUGGAGGAACUGCGAGCGUCGACGGACGAUGCCGAACGUCGAUUGCAGGAAGAGCUCGAGGUUUUGCGAGGAAGAAAAAGGGACGAGGACACGUCGAGGCAAGAACUGAAGCAACGUACCAAAGUGCUCGAGGAACAAAAACGCAUCGCCGAGCUGCAUCGCACCGAGACCGAGCGCGAGCUCAACGAACGCAAGUCGGUCGUCAGGGCCGCGCAGGAUCGCGUUGACAAGAUGCGCAACGAGAUCCUAGAGAUUGACAAGAAAGAGGUCGAAUUGGCGGAACGCCGCGAGAAGAAGAAGCGUGACCGUAAGGAGCGGGAGCGUAAGCUCAAGGAGGACGUCGAAAAACGCAAGGAGGAGCUCAAAAAGGUCGAAGCGGGCGUGAACGAGUUGGCCGAUCAAGUCGCUGGACUCGAGAGGCGUCUCGAUGCACGUCGCGAGGUGCUGCAGGUCCGACGACACGAGAUCGUCGCUCGCAACAUGGGACUGGGUAGGAACGGACCUGUACAGACCUAUCCUUACGCCCAGCCGAGCGGUGUGAUGUCGAGGUGGAGAGGUGGCGGCGCCGUCGGCUACCCUCACGGCGGAGCGUAUGCCUACUCGAACAACAAUUCCCGCCCCGGAAGCGUUCGCUCCGGUCACUACGACCACUAUCACAGCAAUUAUCAGUCCGCUCCGUCGUCUCCUGUUCAGUCGAGCCCGAUCACGCCCUUCGAUGAUUCCGCGCUUGGGGGCCCCAGGCCGCCGGGGAUGUCGAGCAACCUUGGUCCGGAUGCGCAUCGAUCUCCGACGAGUCAAGGCUUCCUCGAGCACCGCUUGCAACAUCGUCGCCACGACCUUGCGUCGGGCGAGGGCAAUCUGUCCUCAGCCUUCUUGCCCUUUGACUUUGACACUCUCGACGCCCCCGCUUCUUCGGGAAGUCGACCUGCCAGCAUCAACUCGCCUCACGAUGACGCCAACAAGGGCCGCCCGGCGCUCGCGCUACCCAUGCAGUAUCUAGAUUCAGGUCUGCUUGCCGGUGGCGAUUCUUCCUCCAUCAACGGUCCCUUGAGCCCCAUGACGCCGCAUCAGACCAGUCUCAUCCCCAGCACUUUGUUCCACAUGCUCGACGAGGACGACGAGGACGAAGGGCAGUUCGUCAUGCCCGACUCGCCCUCGCUCACCGCGGCCAACGGAGAUGCAUGGAAAGGACUUGACCUCGACCUUGCGAACGACCUGACCAUCGGUAGGCCCAACAGAGCGAGGGAUGCCAGCGUGACCCGGACGGCGGACGGCGACCUCGGUGUGGACCUCUUGCGUCGCGAUUCCAAGUCCUCGGGCGUCAAGUCGCCGUUCUCGGAUGGUCCGUCGUCGAGCGUUGUUGGGUCCCGAUCGGCCGUCAGCUCGCCGGCUCUCGUCCCUGCCAGUACUUCGGCCACGACUACUUCUCCUGCCUCGAGCUCGUUCGCACCCUGGGAUACGCCUGCCGAAGGCAUGCACGUGAACAGACCCUCCUCGAUGGAGCAGCACGACGAUCUGCCCCGCGCUGGUCUCUCGCUCAACCCUGAUGCCAAAGCCUUCGCCUUCUCGCCCCGAGCGACCUCGGCGACGAUUCCCACUUCGUCGAGCACGAACCUUCUACCGACGUUGGUCAAAGGUCGUUCGGCGUCAAACCCGCCUUUGCCUACGGGAAUCGUCGCUUUGCACUCAUCGAGCAGCGGUAACGGCCCCUCGUCGCUCACCGUCGUCGAUCCCUUCUCACCCUCAUUCAACAGCGUCAUCGCCCCUCCCCCAAAGUCUCGCAUGGACUUUGGGCACCGACUCAGUCCAAAUGGUCAUUCGUCCCUCGGUUCGAGAUUCGCUUUCGAUGCAUGGGCUUCGUCACCUCUUACGCCUUCGCCCGAAGCGACGACGCAAGCCUCGACGCUCAAGAGCAACUUCAAUCCUUUCGCUGAUGACGGGGACGACCUGCUGGGUCCUUUGAAGCAGUGA
Microbotryum saponariae is the source of this 3164-nucleotide messenger RNA. The record is from the annotation of a GenBank genome assembly. Lineage: Eukaryota; Fungi; Basidiomycota; Microbotryomycetes; Microbotryales; Microbotryaceae.